UUUUUGUUUAGCUACUUCCGGAUCUGGUUGUUUACUUUGGUCUCUACUCUAUAUCAUGUGUUCAUUAUUAAAACCCUUAACAAUCGCCGAAUAAGACAUUAUAUACAUUUUAAAAGUUUUAACCGCUAGUAUUGUAUUUUAUAUAAAUUUAAACAAGCGCUAUCUGGUUGCUAUCGGAGUAAGUGGAUGAUGAAGCGCGACCGACGCGGUCGGUUCCGUGCUCUUGUGCAGGAGACUCAGCUGGGACAGCAGGCUGCUGAGCGUAAGCCAGGCGGCCGCCGUGGAAGACCGCGAUCUUCCGAAAUACAGCACACAGAAGAAAGUCUCGACCCUUCAGCUGUAGUAGGUGGUGCUGAAGGCGGAUCAGAGGAAUCGGGCACAGGAAGGACUGUAACCACUGCAUUCUGCCGGCUUUGCCAUGGGAAAUUUUCAUCCCGGAGCCUGCGAAGUGCCUUUGGGAAGAUCCCUGUGAUUGGACAGGGUCCCAAGAAGAAGCAGAAACAGCAGGUUUUCUUUGCUGAUUUCCAGCGCCUGCUGGGUGUGCCGGUGAUGCAGGAUCCAGUCCUCUCACAGUUCAUCUGCAAGAACUGCUACACCCAGUUCUAUAAAUGCUCCAGCAUCCUACGGACGUUUAUCCAGCGUGUUAACAUGUCACCAACUGGGAGAGUGAGGUCAGCAGGCCAGGGAAAUUCACUUUCUAUAAAUUCAGACUCCGAGAAUUCAAGUUUUGGUGAUCUGAUUACAUCAAGUCCUGGGUGCUUGCACAGCCUGGUAUCCUGGGCACACCAGCAUGCCGGGUCAUGCCAGUCCUCCCCCAGCCUGCAGGAGGUGAUGGCGUCAGAGUACUGUGGGGUGGUCCGGGCAGUCUGGGCCUGUGGAGACGGCCAUAACUAUGUCAUGGACACUGACUCUGAUCGCACCCCACAGGGGCUUCAUUCUGCAAAAGAAGCAGUGAAACCGGAGGGUGGGGAGGGCUUAGGAAAGACAGCUUCAGGGAACAGUUCUACAGAGCAUGGCAGGCAGCCACAGCUGGCCACGACGGAGCCUUGCAGCUCGGAUUGCCAGAAGUCCAUUUACCCAUCGGCAACAACACUGGUGACAAACGCAGGGACUCCACGAAACCAGAAUGCAUCGCACCACCAUAUAGAGAGUAAUAAAAAUGCACAUGAAUCGCCUGUAGACAGCAUUGAAGGACAGUUAAGCAGUAAAGAGGUGCUCAGUUCAGUACCACCAGGAGAGGCAUUGGAUGGGGAAGAGGAAGAUAGUGAUCUGUCCGACAGUUCUAACCUAAUUCUGUCAAGCGACGAUGAGGAUGAGGAAAAGACAAAAAGUGGAUCUUCGGAUGAGUUAUUUGAACCUUACCCAGAGAAAAAUAAAGUUUCUUCAAAAAAGAGUGAGAGUAAAGAGGCUAAAAAGAAGACAGAACCAAAAGUAAGGAAGAAACCAGGUCCCAAGCCAGGAUGGAAGAAGAAAAUUAAAAGUGAAAGUUAUAGAGAAGAGCUGCCUACAAUUUAUAAGUGUCCUUACCAGGGCUGCACUGCUGUUUAUAGAGGGUCUGAUGGAAUGAAGAAACACAUCAAAGAGCACCAUGAGGAAGUUCGUGAGAGGCCCUGUCCCCACCCAGGUUGUAACAAGGUGUUCAUGAUAGACCGAUACCUGCAGCGCCAUGUGAAGCUCAUACACACAGAGGUGCGGAAUUACAUCUGUGAUGAAUGUGGGCAAACAUUUAAACAGCGGAAACACCUCUCAGUCCAUCAAAUGAGGCAUUCUGGAGCGAAACCUCUGCAGUGUGAAGUCUGUGGUUUCCAGUGCCGGCAAAGGGCUUCUCUUAAAUACCAUAUGACGAAGCACAAGGCAGAGGCAGAGCUGGACUUUGCUUGCGACCAGUGUGGAAAACGAUUUGAAAAGGCCCAUAACCUAAAUGUCCACAUGUCCAUGGUGCAUCCCUUGACCCAGAAUUCAGAUAAGAAGAAAUCUUAUGGAAUUGUACAAUUACUACAACCUGGUGACGCACAGGGAAUGCCAGAAACUCUUACAGAACCAUUAAUCCAGGGGACUACCAGCUGAAAAACAAGCCAGGAGAGAAGCUGGACUUUUGUAGAAGGUGCAAUAAUCAGAACUCGGGUGCUGAUUUAUUUUAAGAUCAUACUCAAAAAAGGACUGCAGUGUUACUUGCAGUCAAUUGCAGUCAAGCAAGCAGCCUAUAUACUACCAUUCAGGUUUAAUACCACUAGAAGAGAAUUCAUCAGAAUUGUGUGCGAGUUACUUAGAAGCUUUGUCGCUAUUUUAGGUGCAAACACACAAAUAAAAUAAAAAAAGGUUUAAAUAUUAGGAGUCAGCAGUAAACUGGCCCAGAAGAAAUAAGGACUACCUAACAUUUUAAGUUUUUUUUUUUUUUUUUUUAACUGACAUUUUAUAAAUUUCAAAAUGAAAUGUGUUUUUAUUCUGCUUUGUUUUUAUGGGCUGACUUGCACCCGUUACUUGUAACCUGAAAUAAGGUUUCAGCUAACAUUUAUUACAGAAGUUACUUUUUUUCUGUAUUUUAGGUCAAGUGUAGCAUUACUGUACCUAGUCAAAAAAAUCUGAAAGUGCCAUGUAAAAAUUAUUUAUUUUUCCUAUUUACAGCCUUUGUGCAAAUAUUACAAAAAUAUUUAUAAGCACUUGCGUACUGGGGUUGUAUGUUACAGAAGUCCUUACUGACUAGCUGCGAUUCACAGGGUACUGCGUAAGACUUCCUUUAAAACCAAACACUGGUUUUGCCUACAGUAAUGCAGACGUACUGUGGAGACGCAAAUAGGGUUUGAAUCUCAAACUAUUCGUAAAUUACUUUCCUAACUGAAGUAUGAUACGACUGGUACUUCAGAUUUCAUUUACAAUUAUAUGCAAAUGAAGGUUUAGUAAUGUCACGUACUAAAGAUUGAAUUAGUUUGCGAUAUGUAAUUUUCGUAAGUUUUUUUUAUUUUUAUUAUCAUAGCAGUAAAUGCUGCGGUCACUUUGCUAAAAUGACAUAUCCUGUACAGUAAUGCCUGCUUACACACAAUCUGUGUACAGAUUUUUAUAAAUAAACAUAUAUAAAUAUUAUGUUUUGCCAAGUGUAAGAAUUGGUGAGGCAUUUUAAAGGUUAUGUGAUCAUACAGCAUGUACAAAAAGUUUCACUAGAAGAGUUUUCAGGACAGCAUGUGAAUGCCUAUAUCAAGUCAGGUGUUGUAAAGGAAAAGAACAAUGUGAUUUUUGAGCCUGUAAAAGUAUAUUUAAAAAAAAAAAAGUACUUAAAUUGCAGAGAUUACAUUUAAAAUAUAUCUUGACAGUCAGCAUAUUAGAUAUUAAACAUUAAAAUGGACCAUGUAUUUUAAUCAGAUCUUAUUGUGCAUGUAUUUAAAAAGCUAUUUUUUUAUACAAUAAACAGGUAUGUAUAUAAUGUAAAUAGAUCAUCUUGGUUUUUAUGUGUUCCAUAUUUUAGUAUGACAGGCAUCUUUUGUUGAACAGGAUUGUUGUUUAGGAAAAAGGGUUAGUUCCUUUUUUAUAUUUUUGUUUUUGAAAAAUCACUACUUUUUUUUUUUUUUUUACAAAAUUGUAAAUGGAUAAUAUUGAUUAACAAAAAAUGCUCUCAAGAUUGAAGGGAAAGCUAAAUGAACAUUUGUAGAAUUGUGUUGCUUUCUCAAACAUUUCUGUUAAGGUUAUGAUAAAAAUGUAAAGGUAGGAUUCAAUUGUGUUUUUAUUUGAAUACCCUCAUAAACCAACAGACUAAAAAUAAAAUACAGCUUUUAGUUUGCUAGGUUAUGCUACUGAAAUUUUAAAAGAAUUAAAUAUUUGUUUCUGUAUCCAUAAAGUUUUAAACAUUCUUGAGUAAAAUUUAUUUUGCAACAACAUUUCAAUACACAGUAUUGAACAUUUCAUAAUGUUUUUAUUAAAGUGAUUAUUUUUUUGUGCUGGGGAAGACAUUGGAUGCUUGU
This is a messenger RNA of Polyodon spathula (Mississippi paddlefish), 3953 nucleotides long. RefSeq names its product zinc finger protein 276-like. Gene Ontology annotation, biological process: regulation of transcription by RNA polymerase II. The transcript has 11 exons. Bases 187 to 2067 code for a protein of 626 amino acids. Gene Ontology annotation, cellular component: nucleus; kinetochore; chromosome. Gene Ontology annotation, molecular function: zinc ion binding; chromatin insulator sequence binding. The record is from RefSeq and is a predicted model, not a curated record. NCBI's taxonomy places the organism in Eukaryota, Metazoa, Chordata, Actinopteri, Acipenseriformes, Polyodontidae.